This is a messenger RNA of Prunus dulcis (almond), 240 nucleotides long. RefSeq names its product RNA-binding protein cabeza-like. NCBI's taxonomy places the organism in Eukaryota, Viridiplantae, Streptophyta, Magnoliopsida, Rosales, Rosaceae. The transcript has 2 exons. Bases 1 to 240 code for a protein of 79 amino acids. The record is from RefSeq and is a predicted model, not a curated record.
AUGUUUGACGUUAGUGAUGGGGGUGGUAAUGGUGGUGUCAAUGGCUGUGGCGGCGACGCUGGUGGUGAUAGUGGGGGUGAUGGUGGGGGUGCUAAGGGUGGUGGAGGUGGCGCUAUGAGUGACAGCGAUGUUGGUUGUGGUGGUGGGGGUGGCAACGAUAGGAGUGGCGGUGGUGGUGGUGGCAAUGGCAGUGACAACGACAAUGGUGGCGAUGACUACGGAGGUGGUGGUGGUGGUUAA